CAGACGGCUUGACCAGCACAACUUCAAAUCAAACCCAUCCAAAAUUCCAAAUCUCUCUCUCUCUUCUUUCUCUCAAAAAAAUUAAUAAUAUUAUCAAUUAUUAUUAACUUUAAAAUAACCCAUAAAUUAUUUUUUAAAAUUAUAUGAUCUGAAUUUACUCUUUUUCUCUCAACAUCCCAAAACACCAUUGUUAACCCAAGAAAAAGCUAGAAUUUUUCUAGAGAGAGAGUUGGUGGGUGAUACUGUAACUGAUUUAAGUAUUCAGAGAAAAAGAUGCUGAUUUUUUACACCACCAGAAAUGAAAGCUACUCAAGCUUGUGAAGAAAUAGGUAAAGAUUUAAUCCUUUUCUUUUCUUCGUUAAUUUAGGAAAAAAAAAAGUUGAAAAUUUUAGUUGGGUAGAAGGAAAAAUUGGAAAAGAAUGCAAUUCAGCAUUGUUUUUUCUCAACUACCCUUAAUGAUUACCAAGUUUUUUGGGACAAAAAUUGCUUUGUAGAAGACUAACAUUGGAAGUUAGUUGAAAGGAAGAACAAAAAAGAUGUGUAGAUCACUACUCCAUUGCUAUAUUUUGUUGUUAAAAGCUUAAAAAUGGUGAGAUUUAGAAAACCCAAUUUGUUAUUUAUUGUAGAAUUUAUGUUUUUUUGGUGGGUUUUGUUGAGAUUUGGGAGUACAUUUGUUUUGGUUGUGGGUCAACAACAACAAAGGAUUACUUUGCCUUCAGAAAGAAUUGCUUUGAUUCAACUCAGAUCAUCAUUGGGUCUUAGAGCUAAGGAUUGGCCAAUUAAACCUGACCCAUGUACAUUUUGGAGGGGAAUUCAGUGUAAUAAUAAUGGUUCUGUAAUUGGGAUUAAUAUAUCUGGGUUUAGAAGAACUAGAUUUGGUGUUUUAAACCCACAAUUUGCUGUUGAUUCUAUUGGUAAUUUGACCAAUUUAGUGUCUUUUAAUGCUUCUUCAUUUGAACUUCCUGGUCAAAUCCCUAAUUGGUUUGGGCAAAGAUUGGGUAGGUUGCAAGUUCUUGAUCUUCAUUCUUGUUCUAUUAAGGGGUUUAUACCUUUAAGUUUGGGAAAUUUGAGUAGGUUAAAUACUUUGAUUCUAUCUCAAAAUAAUCUUAGUGGUAUUGUCCCUUCUACUUUAAGUCAACUUGUGAGCCUUUCAAUUCUUGAUCUUUCCCACAAUUUGCUUAAUGGGUCAAUUCCAGAUUCAUUUGCCUCCCUUAUGAACCUCUCGUCCCUCGACUUAUCAUCGAAUUUCCUAUCUGGGUCGAUUCCUCGUGGUAUUGGGGUUUUGCAGAAUCUAAGGACCUUGAAUUUUUCCAAUAAUAGGUUUGUGUCUGAUGUCCCACCUCAACUUGGUGAUCUUACUGGUCUGAUUGACCUAGACCUUAGUUUUAAUUCUCUAGGCAGUACGUUGCCUUCGGAUUUGAAGGGGUUGAGGAGUUUGAGAACUUUGGCGGUUGGGAACAAUAAGCUUUUCGGUUCAUUGCCAGAUGGAUUAUUUGCAGAUUUGACCGGAUUGGAGAUUUUGGGUUUGAACGAUAACAACUUUUCGGGUGAUAUUCCUGAUGCAUUGUGGUCAAUUCCUAGGUUGCAGAUUGUUGAUGUUUCGGGAAAUAAGUUUACGGGUAUGCUUCCAAAUGUUACCUUGAAGGGGAAUCAGACUUUUUCUUCGCUUAAUCUCUCGAAUAAUGAAUAUUAUGGGGGUUUAACAUCGGUGCUACAAAGAUAUAGUUCGCUUGAUUUAUCGGGCAAUUACUUUGAGGGAAAGGUUCCGUCAUAUGUGAAUGAUGUUGCAUUCCUAAAUGUUAAUUGUCUCCAAAAUGCUACGGGACAGAGGACGGAGGAGGAAUGUUCCUCGUUCUAUACAUCGAAAGGUUUGGUUUUCGACAAUUUUGGGAUUCCAAGUACAAAUGUUAUUCCGGGUUCAGGGCAAGUGCCUAAGAAGUCGAAUCACAGGCGUACUAUUAUAUUAGCUGCUGUUUUGGGGGGAGUUGGUCUAUUGCUCUUGCUGAUUUUUCUGCUAUUGUUGUUCAUAUGCGCUCGAAGGAAUCGCGGUACAAGGCAAAUAGGGAAUGGUGUGGGUCCGAUCCCUCCGUCUGGAGCUGCGCCACCUUCACCAGGAGUUUCGAUUAAUUUUUCGAGUUUGGGUGAAGGAUUAACUUAUCAGCAGCUACUUGAUGCUACGAAUAACUUUGGUGAUACGAAUCUUAUUAAAAACGGACAUUCCGGUGAUUUAUUCCGUGGUGUUCUUGAAGGUGGUAUUCAUGUUGUCAUCAAAAGAAUAAAUUUGAAUUCGGUAAAACGGGAGUCGUACCUUGUAGAGCUUGACUUUUUUAGUAAAGUAUCACAUCCUAGAUUGGUUCCUCUUUUGGGAUACUGCUUGGACCAGGAAAAUGAAAAAUAUCUUGUGUAUAAGUACAUGCCAAAUGUCGAUUUAUCAAGUUCUUUGUACAGGAAGAUUAGUACUGAUACUGAGGGUUUGCAAUCCUUGGAUUGGAUAACAAGACUAAAGAUAGCAAUCGGAGCAGCAGAGGGUCUAUCGUACCUGCAUCAUGAAUGUACACCGCCCUUUGUUCAUCGGGAUGUACAAGCUAGUAGCAUACUACUUGACGAUAAAUUCGAAGUAAGACUUGGCAGUCUAAGUGAGGUCGGUGUACAAGAAGGAGAUACUCAACCAGGAGUCAUUACAAGAUUGUUGCGGUUGCCGCAGGGCUCCGAACAAGGGCCAUCAGGUUCUCAGGCAUCAAUAUGUGCAUACGAUGUUUAUUGUUUCGGUAAAGUGUUGCUCGAGCUAGUCACAGGUAAACUAGGCAUGAGUGCAUCGAAUGAUGCCGGCGUGAAGGAAUGGAUUGAUCAAACAUUGCCCUAUAUAAAUGUAUACGACAAAGAACUCGUGAUGAAAAUUGUGGACCCCUCUUUGAUAUACGAUGAGGACCUAUUAGAAGAAGUAUGGGCGAUGGCUAUUGUGGCUAGAUCAUGUCUCAAUCCAAAGCCUUCGAGAAGACCGCUCAUGAGAUAUAUUCUUAAAGCAUUGGAGAAUCCAUUAAAAGUUGUACGAGAAGAAAAUGCCGGAUCAGGAAGGCUUAGAACAACAUCGUCUAGAGGUUCAUGGAAUGCUUCGGUAUUUGGAAGUUGGAGGCAAAGCUUGGAUGUCGGUGCUGCCCCCGCAGUACCCGCUUCUCGUAUUGAGGGAACAGGCAGCCUAAAACGGUCGGGAACUUCAGGUUCACAGAACAGCGGACAGGUCGUUGGUGGCGUGGGCGAUAAUUCAUCUUCGCAACAGCGGCAAUCUAGGGAAAUAUUUCCUGAACCUGCUGAUGUGCAUGAUAUAGAAACACCAUAGAAACGAUGAAACGUUAGAGAAAUCGAAAAACAAAAUAGAUUGUUUCACGUCACAUUCUUUGUCAAUAACAUUUUAUGCACCCGCUUAUCUACAUUUCGUGGGAUUCAAGCCAGUUUUGAUGUCGAUUUAUUGAGCUUCCGGAGUUGUACAGCCGUGUUACUCGUGAUUCAGUGAAGAAAGUCCGAGGUUUGAAGGAAGGGAGCUUGAUUUCGUGAGCAAUUUCUGCUUUUAUGCUAACCGUUUGAUCCUCGAAUGCUCGUAAGGCAGCUCGAUCAAAUCCCGACAAGAUUCAUUGAACAAGUUUGUUCGAGUUUGGUUAUGACGAGGAACCCAUGAAGAACAAGCUACUAAAAUUUAUUUUUUCUGUAAUUGAUCGAUUUUCAUUUUCGGGUUCUUGUUGUGAAAGUUGUAAAUUAUUAGUUUAGAACUCUUCUAUGUUUUGUUUUUAGAUUUCUAUUUAUUUUGGUGGGAUUAUUGGGUGCAAAGAAGUGAAAAAAGAAACAAGAAAAACAAUAUAACUUCAUUUUUUACCCUCUUUAUAUCCA
This is a messenger RNA of Amaranthus tricolor (Joseph's coat), 3882 nucleotides long. Its product is annotated as probable LRR receptor-like serine/threonine-protein kinase At2g16250. Gene Ontology annotation, cellular component: plasma membrane. The transcript has 4 exons. Lineage: Eukaryota; Viridiplantae; Streptophyta; Magnoliopsida; Caryophyllales; Amaranthaceae. Bases 587 to 3337 code for a protein of 916 amino acids. Gene Ontology annotation, molecular function: ATP binding; protein kinase activity; protein binding. The record is from RefSeq and is a predicted model, not a curated record. Gene Ontology annotation, biological process: protein phosphorylation.